AUGCCAUUCUCAAAAUUCCUUUGCUUCUGCUGGGAUACACCUUCUGAGUCGGAGAUUCCAGCCGGCAGAAUGACUGAGACCGUCAAGCGGCGCUGGUCACGAUCUAGAUAUCCUUUGCAAACAGCAUCGGAACAGGCAGUCCUAGCCCCACGUACGACCACAGAGUCUAGUGGAAAGAGUGUCUCAUCUCCGACUCAGCGCUCAGGCCUGACGAACAGUGUUCAUACAAUGAACAUAGAGCAUCAAUCAGUGGCGAGAGAUACAACACCGGAGGCCUUCGGAGACGAGACGAGUAUUCCCUUGAGUGGGGCUUCCCAAGCUGUUCGAGGUACCAUCAACAGGCUCGAAAUCUCGCCGCUGUCGAAAGCAUCAUUUCCAACAUCAACAGGCCAAAAUUCCCAGAGUCUAUCGGAUAACACACGAGGGAUACAGACUGUCUCUCUCAGUCCACCAUAUGAUAACGAGGAUCAAGCAUUGAGCAAAUUGAAUUCGCAAGCGCAAGCUGGAUGCCCCUUCAAGGGCACGGCACUGAAAGUCCAGGAUUCGUUUUCAACUAUACCAUCAUCAAAAGAUCAUGCUUUGGCUCUGGAAUCUGGUAGCCUUCACCUCGACACGACGGACACAGAAACAACAACGAAGAAAACUCUGCGGAGGACACCGAGAAGUUGGUCGCUAAGGGAGGUUGCCUCAGGGGACCUCGAGUCAAAGUCGGGUUCCGAGAUGUCUCAUAAUUCAUCGGAGAGGGACUAUGUGGAUGACUUACCACAGGACCAGUGGAAACGACAAGUGUAUCCUUUAGCUUCAGAGAUGCUGAAUAUGCCUGUGCCAAGAUCGGAAGAACUACCAGCUUCAAGAGAAGAGCUCGUGCAGAGUAGGGACGCUUCGUUAGCAGACUUCCCAGCAGACCAGCGACCUGGUUUGACACCAUCUUCUAUAACCGAUCAGUUUCAGUCAUGGUCACUAAGCAUCCCAGGCCAUGAGACAGAGGACGCCAGUCAAGAAUUGCGACCUCGAUUUCUCCGAAAUACUUACCCCAGCAAGAACAACAGCUUGGAAUCGCAAGACUAUCUUGUGCAUACGACGGCUGUUGCCACCGAACUGCUGGAACCACCAACACCGUCUUCAUCCACAACCGGCAUUGAGCAUGGUAGCACCAUUUCACCAACAGAGCUUACGGAAAAUACUCUUUCAUCCCAAUGGGAACAAUCUUCGAAGCCAGGAACUUACCGUUUGCAAGCAGCACUCAAAUACAAUAAUCUUUGGUCUCCACAAACACACCCCUUACCAAUAGUAGGAGGACCAGAGAUUCAGACCAAGGAGAUGGCGGAUCCAGUGGUGAAGAAUCAUCGAAAACAUAGCGCAACUCGAGGUCUUCGUCGUGGUGCAUAUCCACUUCAAUCGCCAGCUAGCGUGCUAGAUUUGAAAGCAUCACGAACACCACAAGCCUCAUCUGUUGAGGAAGGCUCGAUUCCGGGAGAGGAACAAGCUCUAGAAGCUCUGAAGCCACGCCCGACUUCUGACAGAAUUCAAACGUUCAAUAGACGGACAUAUCCUUUGCAGUCACCAGCAAGCGUGUUGAGUUUGCAUGCACCUGCACCACCACAGCCAGCACCUACAGAAGACCACUUAACCCCAGCAGAGGUAGAGAAUGCAGAGGAUCUGGAACCACAACCAGUGGUUGGAAAUAUUCGUACGCUGAAUCGAAGGGGCUAUCCCUUACAAUCGCCGGCCAGUGUAUUGGAUUUAAGGAACGACACAGGCCCACGGCCACGAACGGCAAAAAUCAAUUCUGUUCCGAUUCAUUACCCACAAACGGACGACGUACAAGGAAGCCUCUACUUUCCUCACGAUGAGAACAAAUUUCGUCGACAGAUCUAUCCCCUAGAGGCGAGUGCAAGCGCUGCGAAGCAGGAGCGUCCUCCAACUCCACCACUGCUUGUGGAUACGAGUCACCCGGCAGACGAGUUCUCACAACAUUGGCCAAAGUCUGAAUUGGGCAAGCGAACUCCACACCGUGUUAAGUCGACCUAUAACCAGUCUUAUCCUUCACAGUCACCCGCGAGCAUUCCAGCUCUACGACUUCCACCAUCACCGUCACCUUCACCACCACCCGUUGUUGAAGUGGAGUCGCGGAAUGAAACUGGAUCGUCAGCUCACUUGUCCCGACAGAAAGCGCUUGCUUCCAAGGUGAUUAGACAUUGGCGCCGUCAAGUCUAUCCAUUGCAGUCGACUGAUAGCCUGUCACCCUUUCAGCGAGCGCCUACGCCGCAGCCUCUGGGGUCAGAGAGGGACAAACCCCACAGGUCUGAGCCAAUUCACCUUCCAAAGAAUAUCCGCGCCGUGAAGGAGGUUGGAACUUCUGGAUCUGAUGGUCGCACCAUAGUAGUCUGUCUCGAUGGAACCGGGGACAAAUUUGAUGGUGACAACAGCAACAUCGUCCAUCUAAUCAGUGCCCUCAAAAAAGACGAUCCAAAACAAGUCUCUUACUACCAAGCUGGAAUAGGCACUUAUACCCAAGGUGGACUCAGCAGUGGCAUGUCGGCUGCCCUAGAUAUGGCCGUUGGAUCGGAGCUCGGUCUUCAUGUCCGAGACGCAUACCAUUUUUUGAUGCACACUUACAAGGAGGGUGAUAAAAUAUGCAUAUUCGGCUUUUCACGGGGUGCCUAUACCGCACGAUGUUUAGCUGGCAUGAUACACAAGGUCGGUCUUCUACCCCCUCGCAAUAUCCAGCAGAUUGCAUUCGCCUACGAGUUUUAUACCAACGACACAGCUUUUGGUUGGGAACAAAGCGGGAUGUUUAAGGCUACCUUCUCCAUCGAUAUCUCCGUUCACUUCCUCGGAUGUUUCGACAGCGUUGCGAGCGUCGGCUUUAUUCCUAGACAGUUACCACUGAGCACGACACCAGGCAAUAAGCCUCGUUACUUUAGGCAUGCGAUGGCGUUGGACGAGCGUCGGGCUAAAUUCAAGGUCUGUCGCCAUCAGACUUGGGACCCGAAUAAGCCACAAGAGCCCGAAAGGGCAUUUGGAAUUUCCAAAACCCAGACCGAUGUGCCUCCAUGGGAUAUACACGUGAGGUAUGGCGAGCAAUAUCACCCAAACGUCACCGAUGAAGAAUACGAGCGACUUGCAGAGGCAGAGGAUGAAUUUGACACCGAUGUCCUCGAGGUAUGGUUCGCUGGGGCCCACGCAGACGUAGGUGGAGGCGCAGUAGCGAACGAUGAAAGGCAUAAACUCGCCCAGAUUCCUUUGCGCUGGAUGAUCCGACAAGCCUUUGAUUGCGAUACGGGCAUAAUAUUCAAGACAAAGAAAUUGGCUGAGUUCGGCCUCGAUGUACACACGCUCUGGCCCAAGUACAAGAGCCUCGAUCCACCAGCUCAUGGCCCUCCACCCUCAGUCCUCGACAAAUAUGACAAAGGGCUCCCUCCAAGAUCGAUUCGCCGCUCAAAGCUUGUCCCGAUCGACAAAGUCGAAAAUGGGGAGCGCUUCUAUCAUCUAAAAAGUCACACAGACGAAGAUUGGACACCUGAGCUAGUUGAGGACUUCUUCGACGCCAUGUCGCCACUUAAUGACCAGCUGGAGCAAGCUCCACGAUGGUGGAUUCUUGAGGUAUGGCCGGUGGAGUAUAAGGUGCCCAUUGGUCAGGGCCAGGUCGAAACAAGAGUUGGAAUGAAUCUAGGACGGUAUCGUGCGAUCGAUGACAUGGAGCCGAAGCUGCAUUGGACGGUUCGUCAUCGCGAGCAGCAUAUGGGAUACAAGAUCAGAGGAAGGACUGCUCCACAUACUCAGUGGUCCGUUGUAGCAUAG
Messenger RNA from Exophiala bonariae, 3804 nucleotides. RefSeq lists its product as uncharacterized. NCBI's taxonomy places the organism in Eukaryota, Fungi, Ascomycota, Eurotiomycetes, Chaetothyriales, Herpotrichiellaceae. The record is from RefSeq and is a predicted model, not a curated record. Bases 1 to 3804 code for a protein of 1267 amino acids. The transcript has a single exon.